Molecule: messenger RNA, 10195 nt
Organism: Amblyraja radiata (thorny skate)
Lineage: Eukaryota; Metazoa; Chordata; Chondrichthyes; Rajiformes; Rajidae
Gene: tasor2
Product: transcription activation suppressor family member 2
Exons: 33
Coding region: 924-9152 (2742 amino acids)
Biological process (GO): negative regulation of gene expression, epigenetic
Cellular component (GO): nucleoplasm
Source: RefSeq, a predicted model, not a curated record
UAUGGUUGGAUUGGAGGUGGAUGGCGUCAGUAUAUACAAGGCCGGAGUUGGUUUGGUUGGUCGACCAGUGUACAUGGCUGGAGUUGAGUCGGUCUGUGUGGAGGGCAGGAGGCGAGUGAGUUAACGUACAGCCCCAGGGAGACAGCCAGGACCCUGCAUGAGGUGUUGGGCCACCGCCCGGCCGUCGGACAGCGUCAACAAACGCCGUGAACAGUGACGAGGUCCCCAGCCGCCAUAGCGACGCGGGCCCGAGCCGCAGUCAAACACAAACUCGGUGUAACAACCCAAUGUAGCGACUCGUUGUAGCGAGCGGCAACAAUGUAGCGACUCGUUGUAGCGAGCGGCAACAAUGUAGCGACGCAGCCACCGCCGCCUCCACGAAUGCAGCCAACAUCUUUUUUUAAAUAGUAUUUCACUUAUCCCAACCCCUCCAGCUAUUUUCUUUUCUCUCUCUCGCUUUCUCGGUGUGAAUGGAUGAGUCGUGUCCCUCCCCGGAGCUUGUGGAUCGGCACCGCGUCCCGGGAGGAAGAGCGGCGGCGGCGUUGGCGACAAUCCUCGCCUCCCCACGAUGGUAACACCAGGCGACAAGCUUUCUCUUUCUUUAUCCCUGCCUGAUGUAGUGCUUCCGCCUCGGCUCAAGGAACGCCUCCGUGAGUUCACCGUUUUCCGAGCACGCUGCCGGCCGCGGAGAAACUGACUCGUGUUGUGGUUCCUGUUUCAAAAAAAAACUUCUCACGGGCGCCCCUGUUGUCUCGUUCUCUCUCCCUCUCCCCCCACCCCCAUCGGGAGAGAGGAGAAGGCCGCUCGUAGCUCGGCUCACAUUUUUACCUCCGACACACACAAACACUCUCGGAGAGAAAUCUAGAGUGAAGGGGCGGUGAAGAGGAGAGGAGAAUAAACUUUCUGUCGGCCGAAAUAAGAGGAUGCAUGAAGGGGAGAGGCCAGAGACCGCUCUGCCGAAGAGAGGGAACAAGAUGUCGGCCCCAUGUCGGAAGGCAGAGAUAUUUUGUUCCAUUUCUCUUGUCUCCAGCCAGUUCACACAAGAAAUUCUACCCAUCUUGCGUCGCGCCUAUCUAGAUGAAACGUCGCUGGAUUAUUUUCAUUACAGCCAAGUGACCGUGGUAAACAAUACAAAGCUGCUGCAUCAGCACAAUGAAUGGCUGUUGGAUAAGGAGCAGAGGGGGAACACCAAGGAGGAGCUUGCAACAUCCUUUGCUUUUUUAAUGUUUGACACUGAAGAUCAGGCAAAAGCAGUCUGCCGCAACGGAUUGGAGACUGGGAGCAGUGACAUUACAACACUUGGAGAUCCGGCGAAUGGAGUGUAUCUUUGUAAAUUUUCCGACUUCCUUCGCCCUACGCCGUGGAACCAUGGGAAACAAGGCUAUAUUGUUGUAUUUAAAAUAAUUAAGGGUAGAGUGAAGACUGUGACUGAAAACUACACUUCUGAUUUCACCAGACCAACUCCUGACUACACUUGCCAUGUUUCAACCAACUGUGAUAAGGUUUCUUCCAGAAACAGCUGCUUCCAGGCUUUUGAACUGACACAGUACUACCUGUAUGAUCCUGACCAGCAUGAAGGCCGGCAUUGCCCUCGUCACGUCUGCCCGUUCGCGAUUGUGGCAUUUCAGUACCGUGACUACAAGUGCAAUUCAGCAGAGUCCGGAGAGAAUAACACAGACGCUGCAAAAAUUCAAGCAGUGCUGUACUACCCAUGGAGAGGAAAGCUCGUCAGCAAAUCCAACGAGAUCAGUGUGGCUCUCAAGUCGAACGGCAGUGCAUUGAUGCCGGUUGCUUUACCGACCAAUCUUGAAAUUGAACGCAUGAUCAAGAUUGAGGAACUAAAACUCAAACUGCCCCAGGCUGUUUUUGCACCAGAAAACUACACACGGAAAGAAGUCUGUUUGGAAGGAUUAUACUGCAGUUGGUAUGAGCUGGUGGAAUCCCUGGAAGAAGGCAACACCUCUCAACUGGGCACUCUGUUGGCUGAAUUGGAAGAGAAGAACUUGGCAAUCGUAAAAUGCUUACAGGACCAGGGGCUCCUUAUAUUGUUCAGCCAUCCUGUUUGCAGCACGACGGGAGUAAGCAGCAAGAUUGCCCCGUGCACAAUACAGGCUGUCUUCAUUUUUAAAUCGCCAAGAAUAUCACAUCUUAAAGCAGAUGUUGGCCAGCAAACCCGCCCUCGACAGCGCUCUCCUUUCUCGGCUAAGAUAACGCCGCUCCUCCCGGCUGUUGACUACGCGCUGGCGGCAGGCCAGGGUCUGGCAGGGGACCAGGAGACUCCGCGCAACAAGUCGGUCGAGGACCGCCUGGGCGAAUACUUCGAAAUGUCGUCGGAGGUGCCGCGGAAUUCCCGCCAGUCGUGCCGGAUCGCGGGCGGCGUCCCUCCGCUCUCGGACGGGGACUCGGCGGCCGAGGGAGGGUCGGCCAGUCCCGGAGACUGCCAGGGGUCGGCGACCUCCCAGCUCUCCCCCUACCUGGCCGACCCCGCCAGCUACAUACUCCCCGUGGCGACUGUUUUGAAACUGCGGGCAAACUACCUCAAGUUGUGCCAGAGCUCCGGCGACAAGCACAAGGUUCCGCGCACUUCGAGAGCAGCGUCCGCGGCGCCCCGGGCGAAAGACAGCCUUAACCCAGGGCAGGUACGCGGCCGAAGCCCCAGGACUCGGUGCCGACCGGCAGACGGUGACACCCCCAGAUCUGGGGCGAAGUUGAAGGUGAAGGUGGUGAAGGCGACGGCAAAGGAGCCGGCAAACGGAGACCCAGGGGCCGACGCGGGAAAAGCAAAACCAACCAGCAAACCCGUGACGGGCAAAGCCGUCGGCAAGGGUGCCGGCAAGGCGAGGAAUAAAGCCAGUGCCGCGACCACCGCGGUUGGCCGAAAGCCCGCCAAAGUGGCAAAGUCGGCAAUCCUGGCCAGUGGUGAUGGUGGUACCAGCAAUCCCGCUUCCCCCGGUCCGGGCCGAACGACCAGGUCUCUGUCUGCCCGCGCUAAGAGGGCAGCGGCGGAAGAGCUGGCCAAGGGCAGCACGGCAGGGCAGCCUGCCCCCGCGGAGGUCAACGGUGAGGAGGUGAAGGAGACCGGAGAGCCUCUUAAACCCAGCCCGGCAUCCACCGCCAAGGCAAGGAAGAUGGUGACAAGGAGGGCCGGGGCAAAAAAACAGAAACCACAAACAGGAUUGGACACCGAGCAGAAUUCAAGGUACGGUGUCUGUACCUGGAGCUUUGUCGAGGGCCAGUCUGGUGACAGCCCGUCCACCUCCCUGCAACCCUUCACCUUGGCCAUCAGCCAGAACGAGUCGCAGUCGCAGAACGGUUUGGAGGUGGGGAACUGGCAACUGGAAAAGGGCCUGGAAACGGACGCGCUGAGCAUCCUCGCAGACCUUGCGAUUAGUUCCUCCAUCAACUCGCUGCCAAGAUCCCAGCAGGAACACGCCUUGCACCUUGCGUCUGGCCUGAGCGCGCCCAACAUUGGGGGCGACAGGCGGUCGGACUGCCCCCCCAAUCCGCCUGCCGGCGUGGAGUUAAACGCGGCCGAGGGCAGCCAAGCAGGGGGCGGGUCCGUCUCUGCGACGUUCGGGGGGGCGCCAGGCGUCGCGGCCGUCUCUCCCUGCGCGGAAACGUCGCAGGUUCCCAGCCCCAGGGCCCAGGCUGGGGUUCGGGCGCAGAAGGAGCAGGCGCGCAAGACCCCGGCCCCUCGACGCAUCGCCAUGUUAGUGGCGGACCACUCGUACAGCCGGCCGCCCGGGGCGAGGGAGGCCGUGCGUUUGGCCGUGGCCGAGCUCGUGCAGGAGGAUGACUACGCCGCCGCCAUCGGUCAAUGCACGUCGGCGCCGCUCAAGAGAAGGCGGAGACGGAUGCGCCCCAAGGUGGCCGCUAAGGUGGCCGCUAAGGUGGCCGCCAAGGUGGUGGCCGCCAAGGGCGAGGAGCGGGGCUACGAGGAAGGGACGUUGGUGGGGAGGGUUCUGCCCUUCAGGCGAGAAGACAGCAGUGGGAUAAAUGUCCCCGUCCCAGACCCGCAGAAGGAGGGUGAUGCCAUCUCAAAACUUGCCUGGGCUCCUGAUCACAACCUGACAGAAGCGGGGCAGAGCAGGUUCGAUGAAACCUUCCAGCAGUCUCGCUGCGUGCAGGAGGAGAAGAACACCGUGAAGGUGACGUUUGAGUGGAAAGGACCUUAUCUGUACCAGUGGGACAGCAAGUAUACCAAUGAUCCCAAGGAGAAGUCUGUCAAUCGGGCAUUGCAUGGGCUUUGGGACCCAGCCAUCCAGGAGACAAUGAGAGACGUGAAGCUUAUUCUGCACAUGUGGAUGGGCCUGUUUUACACCAAGUCCAGCGCGGUGCUGCGGACCUCGGUGCGGAUGGUGCAGAACAGCGCGGGGCCCGACGGGGAGCAGACUGCGGUGCUGGACCUCGCCACCAGCGAGAGCGAGGCCGAGCGCGAGGCCGAGCCGGUCACGCCCACCGUGAUCAGGAGGGUGGAGAAGCUCCCGGACCUCGCCGCGCGCCACGGCGGGGAGGAGCCAGCGUCCGGCGAGGAACCGGCCCCGGGGGGAGACGUCGGGGAGGGUGACGACAAUGAAACGACGGCGGCGGCUGCAGCAACUCCCACGCCCAGCCCUGACCUCGAACCAACCGCAAGCACUUUGGCCGAGGAAGAACCAUGCAGCAACCAGGAGCCUUCAGAUGAUGUGAACGGCACAAGGUCUGAAAGUGAGCCUCGGGAGCAGAGUUUGGAUCAGGGAUCAACUCCUAUAUCAGAUGAAAGUCGUGCUGCUGAGAUAAUGCAACACCACAAUGUCCCAGAUAACACAGAUGAUACAGUUGGAAAUUUGGCAGAAAGCAAUUUCAUUGAAACGGGUCCGGCCAUGGAACAAGCUGAAAUGAUUCUGCAAGAUUCACAGAACGAGCCCGAAGAUGAAAGUCGUGCAGCUGAAAUAAUGCAACCCCACAAUGUCCCAGAUAACACAGAUGAUACAGUUGGGAAUUUGGCAGAAAGCAAUUUCAUUGAAACGGAUGCGGCCAUGGAACAAGCUGAAAUUAUUCGGCAAGAUUCACAGGACGAGCCCGAAGAUGAAAGUCGUGCAGCUGAAAUAACGCAACACCACAAUGUCCCAGAUAACACAGAUGAUACCGUUGGAAAUUUGGCAGAAAGCAAUUUCAUUGAAACAGGUGCGGCCAUGGAACAAGCUGAAAUUAUUCGGCAAGAUUCAGAGGAGGAGCCCAAAGAUGAAAUAACGCAAUACCACAAUGUCCCAGAUAACAUAGAUGAUACUGUUGGAUAUUUGGCAGAAAGGAAUUCCAUUGAAACAGGUCCGGCCAUGAAACAAGCUGAAAUUAUUGUGCAAGAUUCACAGGACGAGCUCGAAGAUAAAAGUCGUGCAGCUGAAAUAAUGCAAGACGACAUUGUCCCAGAUAACACAGAUGAUACAGUUGGAAAUUUGGCAGAAAGCAAUUUCAUUGAAACAGGUGCGGCCAUGGAACAAGCUGAAAUUAUUCGGCAAGAUUCACAGGACGAGCCCGAAGAUGAAAGUCGUGCUGCUGAGAUAAUGCAACACCACAAUGUCCCAGAUAACACAGAUGAUACAGUUGGAAAUUUGGCAGAAAGUAAUUUCAUUGAAACGGGUCCGGCCAUGAAACAAGCUGAAAUUAUUCGGCAAGAUUCACAGGACGAGCCUGAAGAUGAAUGUCGUGCAGCUGAAAUAAUGCAACACCACAAUGUCCCAGAUAACACAGAUGAUACCGUUGGAAAUUUGGCAGAAAGCAAUUUCAGUGGAACAGAUCCAUCCAUGAAAGAAACUGAAAUUAUUCGGCAAGAUUCACAAGACGAGCCCGAAGAUGAAAGUCGUGCAGCUGAAAUAAUGCAAGACGACAACGUCCCAGAUAACACAGAUGAUGCAGUUGGAAAUUUGGCAGAAAGCAAUUUCAUUGAAACGGGUGCGGCCAUGAAACAAGCUGAAAUUAUUCGGCAAGAUUCACAGGACGAGCCUGAAGAUGGAAGUCGUGCAGCUGAAAUAACGCAACACCACAAUGUCCCAGAUAACACAGAUGAUACCGUUGGAAAUUUGGCAGAAAGCAAUUUUAGCGAAAUAGAUCCUCUCAUGAAAGAAGCUGAAAUUAUUCGGCAAGAUUCACAGGACGAGCCCGAAGCCGCAGAGAACCAGAGUCCGUCGGCGUCUUCCUGUCCGGAUUCGAUGGUGGAGAAGCCCAGAAGUGUGGACAGCGGCGGUGGGCUUGCGAUUGAGUGUGGCCAGUGGGGUAUCAUUCGGCAGUCUUCGGUGAUCAGAGAGCUGCUGCGGACUAAGCCCCAAGCACAGCUGCCGCCUCCCAGCACCAUCCCCAGCGGCGCGGUCCCUCCAGCGAGCCGCCCGAGCUCGCACGAGCGAGGUGAAAGCAGACUUCACAGCCAAGGCUACGAUCAUCUCGGCAGCAGGGAGAAGAGAACUCGCCGGGAUGAAGGAGCGAGUCCGCCUGGGAGAGGUUUGCCGGGGGAUGAAUCUGACUGCGAUUCCGCCACAUCGGAAAGCCCCGGUCCUACAAGGGACGCGCAAAGUCGUCCCGAGACGUCAGACACGAGCGGCCACGGCGACAGCAGCGGAGCGGACGCCUGCAGUCCCAUGCAUGUCGCAGGGUGGGCUCCGGGGAAUGAGGCUGACGACUACUGGGUUGGGAAUGGUGCUGGCGAUCGGAAAAGCGGAGACGAUGCAGAAACGUUCCGCAAGGGACCUGCUUUGGGAGCGGCUCACCAACUUCAGGACCGCGUGGAGUUUUUCGCCACAAACGAGGGUCACAGACACCUGAUAAAACACACCUCCCACUCAAACCUCCCAUCCAGAACAGAUACACCUCCCAUCCUCAGGCACAUCUCCCACCCACAUCUCUCACCCCGAGCAGAUUCACCUCCCAUCCUCAGACGCAUCUCCCGCCCACACCUCUCACCACGAUCAGAUACACCUCCCUUUCACAUCUUCCAUCAACGUCUCCCAUCCAGAGCAGAUAGACCUCCCAUCCACAAACGCACCUCUUCCCACCCACACCCAUCCAGAACAGAUAGACCUCCCAUCCCCAGACACACCUCCUCCCACCCACAGCAAAGCUUGCAGCAGGAAGAUGGGUUUGAAACUGUGGACCACUACACCAACUUUGACACCGAGCCCGAACGAGCGGUUCGUGGCCGCGGUGCGUCCAAGCGAGCUCUGGUGGCCGGCGAAGGUUUCUUGGAAGGUCCAUGCGGUGAAGUCCAGCCGGGCGGCGGGCCCUUUGUAGAAGAGGACAGGGUCGGUCACACAUCGCACAGCCGGCCAGCCAGAGUGAAAGUUUCCACGGGCAAAGAGAGGUCCCGCUGUGCCAGGGGUGCGGGGGAGAGGGGGCGAACGUCGACCAGGAGGGGGGUUGAGGAAUGGGAUUAUCCACCCAGUGGAUUCGCAGAAGAUGUCCCCCUUGUCCAGCCACAGCCUCCGGCAUUCAUUAAGAUCCCCGACUCCGCCACAGAAGGCUACAAAGUCUUCCAGAACGUCCGCGUCACCACCAGACAUCACCAAACUCCAGCUGGUACUUGUCGGGGUGAAAGGGCGGCCAGGAUGCCUGGUGGCAGGUUGGAGCAGCAGAGGUCCCGGGCCAGCGGACCCCUGCCCUGGGGAGCGCCGGGCGGGGAAACCUGCCGCCGCCGCCGACGCCGCAAAGGCAGCCCCAUCCGCAGAACCCUCGACCUGGAGUUCAUCCACUUCUCCCGCAAUCUCCAGCGGCUGCUGGACGUCAGCAGGUCGGACGCCCCCCGGCAACAGGACAUGUUCCCCAGGGGCGGGACAGCCCGGCGGAGGAAGGGCGGCAGCAACGGGCUGGGGUGGGACGAGAGCGAGCCCCCGCUGGCCGUGACGAUAUCUUGCCCGGCGGUCAGCGGCCGGAGACGUCCGGGCAAUAAUAACAACAACAACGACGACUCCAGCACCGCCGGCCCUCAGCAGCAGCUGCUGAGCAGCGGGGAGGGGUGCAGUAGGGACUGGCUGCGCGAAGGAGCCACUGCUGCAGCUGCACCCUUCCGCCAGCCCAAAGACCACCACAGCCGCUGCAAGCGGCGAUGGAGAGCCCCCCAUCCCCAAGCGCCGGGCCGCGCGGGAGGAGAAGGCGAGGAGCAAGCUGAGAGAUGGUCAAAGAAGCGGCGCACCGCCCGGGAGAGGGCUCCCCGGCCCGAGGAGAUGCGGAGAGAGGGGGGCCUGGGCGAGAGGUGGAACAGGCGGGACCCCACCCUGUGCCCAAUGGCCAAUGUCAACCACCGCGACUUUCACCACAGCUCGCUCGCCCUGCGAAAGGAAGAGCAGAAAGCCAGCUACAAAUUUUAUGUCUACCAGACAAACUCUGACCCAUUCUUUCAGGAAGUUAAGGACUUUCUGAAGAAGGAAGGCCACAGGGAGAUAAGCUUUAUGCAUCUCUCAGCGAUACACUCCCACCAAUCUGGCAAAGUGCUUGUUAUUAUCCAGAACAAAGACGUUGAAACACACCUGCACCAGAUUCCGUACCUGCUGAAGUUGAAGCGGAUGCCGCGUGUUCAGUUUGCUGGGGUGGAUUCUCCCAGGGACCUCAAAGACCAGACCUAUCGAGAGUUAUUUACCUCAGGAGGCUUCAUCGUUUCCGAUGGAAACGUGCUGGACAUAAUUACUCCAGAGCAAUUGCAGCAGAUCUCUGACCUGCUGGAGGAGGUUGGCUCCGAGUCUGAAUGGAAGUGGAUGGUACAUUUCAGAGAGCUCAAAAAGCUGAAGGACUUGGCAAGGGAGGACAGUGCAGCCAGAUGGAAGAUUUCCCUACUGAGUCGAAAUAUUGAAGCAAAUAUUGUGGAAGUUCUGCCUUUCCACGGCUGUGAUUCGAAGUGCCAGACAAAGUACGACUACCUCGAUUGCCUCAUCAAACUACAGCUUCAGAGAAUAAGCUCCAGGUUCGCAGUGUUCCUCUCAGCUAAACCAGAGAAUGGAGAAGUCUUCGCGCAAAAAGGCAUUAUUGUUAUGGAUGUAAACAACUUCGCUAAGGAUUUAAGGAUCCUAAGUACGCCUUUACCAAGUACCUUGGUCGCAGAAAAUGCUAUUGAGGAUGAAGAUUACGACUCCACAGCAACCCAGGAAAGCACAGCCACACAUACUUCACAAAUGGAUCCUGACAUGUUCUGAGUUGUGAUUUUAUUUACGAGUGGUAUGCCAAAGCUAUAGUUGGGGAUUGGGGAGUCUUUUCGGUGAUUGUGGUGUUUUGGAAAACCAGGAAAAAUAUCUUUUUUUUUGUCCACGAUUGUGUAUGCAUUUCCAAUCUUUCCCUUGCCGUUGGUGUGAGCGAAUUAUUUUUCUGAAUCUUUGUCUGGUCUUGGCAACCUGUUUAAAAAAAAAUUAGCAAAAGCUUGGUUCUGGUAUUCUGCCAGCUUUGCAGAAGAAUGAGCAUUUUGUGGGUAAGAGGAUUGUCAUUCUCAUUAUCCUUCUUCUUGCAUUAUUAACUUUUGGGGAUACAAACCCCCUCUCCCCCAACCGUCUACAGCAGGUUCAUGGAGAUACAAGAAUAAUUAUCUUGCAUGCAACUCAUUUACACAGCUGCAAACCCAUUGGAAUAGAGACCCUACCACAUUUAGUCAGUACCCCUUAAGUCUCAGCACAAAUUUGAACAAGAUUAAUCUGUAAAGUACCUCCAAUUUACCUGGCUAUAAUAUUUUGAUUUAUUAAUGUUAUGGAAUAUAAUUUCCUACUGGCAAAUAAUCAAAUGGGUGGUCAUCCACCCAGUUUUAAAUUGUAAUUGAUACUGUUGAGUAAGGCAAUAUGUUUUUAGUCAGUGCUUAACACUGCUUUUUGAGUUAGUUAUAUCCCUGCAUCAGGCAGUUUUUUCCCCCCAACUAAUAGGUAAGCUCCAUGAGUUUGAUUGUCCUUCCACAUUCCCCUGUUAAAAAUGGUUGGAUAGAAAUAACUUGAUACAAACCUUCAGAUUUCUCUAGUGUUUGUUGGAAAGUCUUAACAAAGAUAGCAAUAGAAAAGGAAUCCAUAUUCCUCCUUGGUAGAGCUACCAUAUUUGAUGAAUUUUAUUUGUUAAUGCACCUGGUUAUGUAUUUUUAACCUGCAUUGGUUCACACUAAAAUGACUUAACUAAAUGGUGGAAUGUAUAUUUUUAUAUUUAUUUGUAAACUUGUACAUAUUUAAUCAGUGUCAAAAUAAAAAAUAUUUGUAUUCCAAACGUU